CCUACCCCUUUCCCAAUCCUCUCAUAUUUCAUCUUCUCCUUUACUCAAAUCACCAAAAACAACAGAAAAGAAAAAAAAAAACUUUUAAUACCAGCAAAAACAGAGUCUUCAAAAAUACACCUUCUUCAAUUUUUUUUAAUAUAAAAUGGCUCUUUCAAGGAUUUCUGCAUCCAUUUUCUUGAUGUUUCUAUUGGUCUUAGCUUCUGUUUCAUCAUCAACGGAAGCAAGAAAGUUAUUAAACUCGCAUGAAGUGAAAAAAAUACCAAAUUUAGCCUCUCUAUAUCUAAAUGCUCUGCCUAAGGGCACAGUUCCAUCUUCUACACCUAGCAAAAAAGGUCACUCUUAUACCACCGAUGAAAAGCUUAUCGCCCGUCACCUCGCUGCCAUCGAUCGGAUUCUCCGGUCAGUUCCUAGCCCCGGAGUAGGCAAUUAAUUUAAUAACAGGCAUGCGGUCAGAGCCUUGACUCUUUCGGAUAUUCAUGGUCUAUACAUGUAACAACCAUUUUUUUUAUAUUACAGUUUUGGAUUCAUUUUCUUGAUGGAGGGAAUUAAAUUAGGUCAGGAUUCGUAAACAUAAUAUAAUGCAAAAAAAAUGUACAGAUGGAGACUUGAGAGUGAUGAUAUAGGAUUUUUAUUUAUUUAUUUAUGGAGUUGUACACAACUUAUACUUUUAAUUUUAUUAUUGUUGUUGUUGUUAGAA
Messenger RNA from Solanum dulcamara, 700 nucleotides. Its product is annotated as precursor of CEP14-like. The coding region runs from base 146 to 433 and encodes 95 amino acids. Gene Ontology annotation, biological process: cellular response to nitrogen starvation; response to osmotic stress. The record is from RefSeq and is a predicted model, not a curated record. The transcript has a single exon. Lineage: Eukaryota; Viridiplantae; Streptophyta; Magnoliopsida; Solanales; Solanaceae.